Molecule: messenger RNA, 1371 nt
Organism: Dipodomys ordii (Ord's kangaroo rat)
Lineage: Eukaryota; Metazoa; Chordata; Mammalia; Rodentia; Heteromyidae
Gene: Gabrd
Product: gamma-aminobutyric acid (GABA) A receptor, delta
Exons: 9
Coding region: 3-1280 (425 amino acids)
Biological process (GO): nervous system process; regulation of membrane potential; monoatomic ion transmembrane transport
Cellular component (GO): GABA-A receptor complex; synapse; membrane
Molecular function (GO): neurotransmitter receptor activity; extracellular ligand-gated monoatomic ion channel activity; GABA-A receptor activity
Source: RefSeq, a predicted model, not a curated record
CCAUGAACGACAUUGGGGACUACGUAGCCUCCAACUUGGAGAUAUCCUGGCUCCCCAACCUGGAUGGCCUAAUAGAGGGCUACGCCCGCAACUUCCGGCCUGGUAUUGGAGGACCCCCUGUGAAUGUGGCGCUUGCCCUGGAAGUAGCCAGCAUCGACCACAUCUCAGAGGCGAACAUGGAGUACACCAUGACCGUGUUCCUGCACCAGAGCUGGCGAGAUGGCAGGCUCUCCUACAACCACACCAACGAGACCCUGGGCCUGGACAGCCGCUUUGUGGACAAGCUGUGGCUGCCGGACACCUUCAUCGUGAACGCCAAGUCAGCCUGGUUCCAUGACGUGACCGUGGAAAACAAGCUGAUCCGGCUGCAGCCGGACGGGGUGAUCCUGUACAGCAUCCGAAUCACCUCCACAGUAGCCUGCGACAUGGACCUCGCCAAGUACCCGAUGGAUGAGCAGGAGUGCAUGCUGGACCUGGAGAGCUACGGCUACUCUUCGGAGGACAUCGUCUACUACUGGUCGGAAAACCAGGAGCGGAUCCACGGGUUGGACAGGCUGCAGCUGGCCCAGUUCACCAUCACCAGCUACCGCUUUACCACCGAGCUGAUGAAUUUCAAAUCAGCUGGCCAGUUCCCCCGGCUCAGCCUGCACUUCCACCUGCGGCGAAACCGCGGAGUCUACAUCAUCCAGUCCUACAUGCCCUCUGUCCUCCUGGUGGCCAUGUCCUGGGUCUCUUUCUGGAUUAGCCAGGCUGCCGUGCCCGCCAGGGUGUCUUUAGGCAUCACCACCGUGCUGACGAUGACCACGCUCAUGGUCAGCGCCCGGUCCUCCCUGCCGCGGGCCUCGGCCAUCAAGGCGCUGGACGUGUACUUCUGGAUCUGCUACGUGUUCGUGUUUGCCGCCCUGGUGGAGUAUGCCUUUGCCCACUUCAAUGCGGACUACAGGAAGAAGCGGAAGGCCAAGGUCAAGGUCACGAAGCCGAGGACCGAGGUGGACGUGAGAAACGCCAUUGUCCUCUUCUCCCUCUCGGCCGCCGGGGUCACACAGGAGCUGGCUGUUUUGCGCGGGCCGUGUCGUGUGUCCGGGAACCUCAUGGGCUCCUACAGGUCUGUGGAAGUGGAGACGGGGGAGCUGAAGAAGGAGGGCGGGGCCCGCCCCGGGGGCCUGCGUGCCAGGCUCAAGCCCAUUGACGCAGACACCAUCGACAUUUACGCGCGUGCAGUGUUUCCUGCGGCCUUCGCAGCUGUCAACGUCAUCUACUGGGCAGCGUACACCAUGUGAGGGCGCCAUGCUCCCCCCCUGAACCCACCCUGCUGCCAGGAGGGCUCCUGCAAGAGCAGGGUGACAGCCCUCAGGGUGCCAGGGAGGGUGA